CGACGCCAUCGGGCCAGGCCGAAAAACCUCCAAUGUUAGUGGGCCGACUUGACUCGGAAGUUAAACUAAUAUGAAGACAUUUUUUCUUCCCACCGUUGUCGGCCAAUUCUCGCCCCAGAGUAGGAAUUUAUUUAAAUGCGACUGCCGUUCCAAUUAUCGACGAGUCAAUUGGUCUUACACUUUUUGUCUUUUCAACAUUUGCGCCACCAACUUAACGGGCGACUGUCAUCAUGAGCCAUACAGAGCCUAAAAGCGCUGCGGCGCCUGAAUCCCCUGUGGAUCAAGAGAAAGGUGUCAACAACAGUCCUCCAGCUUUUGUCGCUGAGCCGAGAAAUGAUGAUGCUAUCUUGGGUGAUGAAGAGGCGGAGAUUAUUGACUACAAGACAUUAACAUGGUGGCAAGGCGGUAUCGUCCUCAUCGCAGAAACAGUAUCCCUCGGCAUCCUCUCCCUCCCCUCCGUCCUCGCCGCCGUCGGUCUCGUCCCCGGCAUAGUCCUCAUUCUCGUAAUGGGCUUCCUCUCCACAUACUCCGGUCUCGUGCUCGCUGAAUUCCGCGCGCAAUACCCCUUUGUCCAAAACUUUGGCGACGCCGUCGAGGUCAUUGGAAAGUCCAUCGGAAUGGGACGUGUUUUCCAGGAGGUUUUCGGUUGGGCGCAGGUCAUUUUCCAGGUCUUUGUCAUGGGAAGCCAUCUUCUCACUUGGACUAUUUGCCUGAACACUCUGACGAAUAGUUCGACUUGCACUAUUGUCUGGGCUGUUGUGGGCUUGGCGGUUUUCUGGGUUCUUAACUUGCCGCGUACGCUGAAGUACACGAGUUAUAUGUCCAUGGCAUCAUGCAUGUCGAUUACGCUGGCUGUUCUCAUUACGGUUGGAGAUGUUGCGCAUGAGCGACCUAUUGGCUCUGGAAGCAUCCAGGUUGCUCGUGAGCUUGGUUUCACCGGCGCUUUCUUGGCUGUCACCAACAUUGCCAUUUCUUUCUCCAGCCACUCUUGCUUCUUCACUGUCAUCUCUGAGUUCAAGAAGCCUGAGGACUGGCCCAAGGCUCUGGCGUUUCUCCAGAUCGUCGACACUACGCUUUACCUACUUGCCGCUAUUGUCAUCUAUGUCUUUGUCGGACCGGAUGUUCCUUCACCUGCUCUUUCUGCCGCUGGCUCUGCUACCAUGCGAAAGGUCAUCUGGGGUAUCGCCAUCCCCACCAUCGUCAUUGCUGGUGUCAUUUACGGCCAUGUCGCUUCAGCCUACAUCUUCCAGCGAAUCUUCCGCAACACGAAGCACAUGGUCCGCCGAACAAAGCUAUCUACCAUGGUCUGGUUCGGUGUAACCUUAGGUAUCUGGGCUCUCUCCAUGGUCAUUGCCGAGUCUAUCCCUGUGUUCAACAACCUUCUUGGUCUUAUCUGCGCCCUCUUCGCCUCAUGGUUCUCUUAUGGACUGCCCGGUAUCUUCUGGCUCUGGAUGCACUACGGAAACUGGUUCAAGGAUGGAAAGCAGACUUGCCGAUUCGUGGCCAACGUUAUUCUCCUCCUUACUGGUUUCCUCAUCUGUGUCCUUGGACUUUGGGCUUCCAUUGAGGCCAUCGCUGAGGGAGGAAGCAAAACUCCUUGGUCUUGUGCCAGCAAUGCUGCAGAAUAGACAAUUUCAGUUUUGAGUAAUGACGAUAGACAUAAUAUGAAUAAUACCCAUUUUUGUUUUCAAUAAUAAUCCUGUUCAACUGCAAAGUCUGUUAUUGAUAUACUUGGCUUUCCUAGUGCUAUAUGAUGCUAAUGCCCCUGACCACUACCCAGCACCUAAGCCUUGAUGGAACCCUCUGAGCUUGGAGCCACAACCGUUGUUCUCUGGCGAAUGUUUCCAGCUUCGUCAUGCUCUUCGUCCCAUCGAGGAAGAUCAGCAUAGGGAACUCUGACCAGUCGGUGGGUGUUGGCUCCGUUGUCAUCGACAUUGGUGAUCUCGGUGCGAAUAGCAUAACCCUUCCACUUGGGCAACAGGAACAUCCAAACAACGUAGUAAAGGGCGCAAACAAGGACACUAAAGAUGGCUGUCAGUAAAGUGGAAGACAUUCAUAUUCUCAGGCAAUACUCACAUUGCAAUACCGACAACACAGUAUGUCGCAUACCAGAAGCUUACAUCACCAGCAUAUGGGCCGCCCUUGGGAGGGUACCAAGGCAUGACGAGGAUGAAGACCUGGACGAGGAUGUAGAAGAUGACAGGAGGAUGCCAGGCUUUGAAGUCAGAGCGACCAAUACCGGCCUUUGACCGGCGGCGGCGGAUAACAUAGAGACCAACGACCAUGGCAAACCUGAACAUCGCAUCAGGGUACGUGCCCAGACUAACAACUAUGAGACGGAUCAGCAUCAGAAAACUUCAAGUGGGGUCGAGCUACUAACCGAAAGUGAAGGCAUCGCCUGCCGAGGGUGCAACAAUCAUGAUGAAAGUCAACACCCACUUGAGGAUAUAAGGACCAAGCGGUGUACCAAAAGGCUUAGUCGAGACCCAGAAGUUGGUAUAAGGCAAAACACCCUGUCGACCAAUCUCACGAAGCAUACGUGCAGAUCCAAUCAACACAGCAAGAAGGUUACCAAAGGCACUCAGCAGUACAAGAAAGUUGAGGACAUUGGCAGCAGACUUGCUAUCACCAAAGAGCUUGGAGAAGAAGACGGAUGCAGCAAUCUCACUAGCCUCGGCGAACUCCUCCUUGGGAACGACAGCGAAGUAGGCGAUGUUGCAGAGCAUAUACAACACAGCGACGACCGUAAGCGACACAGCACCGUUUCGCUUGAGCGUGGGGAUGGGAUUUUGAAUCUCGUUGACGACGUUGAAGGCGUUCCAGUAUCCAGCGUAUGAGAAGACGAUACUGACGAGGGCACUGGCUAGAUCGUUGCCGUUGGGGGUUGCACCUGCGAAGGCGUCGCGGAAGUUGUGGCCUGGGUCGGGAAUGCGCUUGACGUUGCCACCUAGGACGACGAAUCCUGCGAUGCUGAUGCUGUGUGAUGUGUUAGGGGUGAAGGGUAUGGAGGGAUGGGAGGGCUUACAAGACUAGAGUGAGGAUCUUCAGGGCGCCGAUGAAGUUGACCAGCCAGAGGGAGUACUUGUUAUGCGCGAUAACAAAGAUGACAGCAAGGGUAUAAGCUGCAAUGGCGACACCUCGCAUCUGCCAUUCGGAGGGGGUAUCGCCGGUCAUUCGCCAAAGGUACUUGGACAGAACUAUAUAUGGUCAGAACGCGCAAGCUUAAAGAUGAAAGAUGAAAGCAACUCACCGACGGCAUUGCUACUGCUGAAGGACAGAAUGACCGACUGGACAGCAAAGGUAACGGGGAAGAAGUGCUUAGGCCGAGGAUACGCCUGCUCAAGAUACACAACCUCAGAGCCACUGCGGUUAGGAAAGUAACUCGCCAAUUCCAGAUAAACACUGAAACCAGAAGCAGCCAUGAUGAAGCCAAUGAACCAGAUGAUCAGCGCUAGACCGACAGACCCAGCACGGUUAAGAAUACUCGAAGCUGUACCUUAUUAGUCUCAACUCCUUCCAUACAAGUAGAAUACUUAUAUGAGUAGGGUACGUACGCGUAGAAAAGAUACCAGUUCCAAUCAUCAUAUUCACGUUCAGAAAGAUAACCGUAAGCCAAC
Molecule: messenger RNA, 3617 nt
Organism: Fusarium odoratissimum NRRL 54006
Lineage: Eukaryota; Fungi; Ascomycota; Sordariomycetes; Hypocreales; Nectriaceae
Exons: 2
Coding region: 231-1628 (465 amino acids)
Biological process (GO): amino acid transmembrane transport
Cellular component (GO): vacuolar membrane
Molecular function (GO): amino acid transmembrane transporter activity
Source: RefSeq, a predicted model, not a curated record